GGAGAGGGGCAUUAUUGUGGGGUCGCAUUGUGGCCAAGCGAGUACAACUGGGGCCCUGGGCGAAUGAGGAGUUGAGCGUCUUGAGCUUUGCGCCAGCCAUCGCUGAAACUGAAAAGAGCUUUGGAGCGAUCCCCCAGCGCUGCGGAGCGGAGCGAGGCCUGGCGACGCGACGGGCUGGGUAGAAAGAGCGCGAGCCCGGCUGAGAUUGCGUUUCGAUCGAAGCGGUGCUCUUGCUUUCGGUUGGGUUUGCAUUUUGCUUCGUGUUGAAGGGAUCCGCCCUCGGGAUCUCGGACGGAACGUGAAAUCAACCAAACGCGGGUCACUGGAGGAGCACUUCGACGGGAGAGGAGCGGAAGAAGCUCGAUCGCUAGUCACCUGUUGGUUUGCUUGUUUCGCUACACGAGCAUCUUGCCGAAAUGACGGUCUCUCUGUGGACGCUCGUUGUCCAGCUUCACACUUUUGCCGGGCCUAUUCUCAUGCUCGUCUACCCAUUGUAUGCGUCUAUCAUGGCCAUCGAGAGCCCUUUUAAGGAGGAUGAUACCCAGUGGCUUACAUAUUGGGUCCUGUACUCAUUCUUCUCCUUGAUCGAGCUCGGUUUUGAUCGAGUGCUCGCUUGGAUUCCAAUGUGGUAUACCGUGAAGUUGGCGUGCAUCGCUUGGCUUGUCCUCCCUCAGUUCCGUGGAGCUGCGUAUGUUUAUGAUAAUUACGUCAGAAAGCACAUCGGUGCCACUGCCGCUCAGGUAGAAGCGAAGUUGACACCACAACAACGCCACUUUUUGCAGAUGAUGAGUCCCCAAGCGAGAAACUCAGUGGCGCAGUUCAUCAAUGAGAAUGGAACGGAAGCUUUUGACAAGAUUAUUUCGUCUGCAACUAAUGAAGCGAAGAAGAUCAGGCCUACCCCUAAUGGAGAGACGCAAGAAAGAUAUUAGAUUUGGAGUCGUUGGAAGUUGAGAUUAGUGGAUGAUCAGGGUAGUGUCGGAGGUGGCACAUGGCUCAUGGAUUUUGUCGUACUAUCAAAUACUGUAGAAGGAUUGGUUAAAUCCACUUAUACCAGGUACACAUAGGUCUGUUAAUCAACACGUAGGGAAUCGUGAAUUGUAGUGCGGAAAGUUAAAUAUCCAGAGCGUAAUUCCCCGUCUAUCCAGGUUAAGCGCCGACAUGGUUGUGUGAUCAACUCUGUCGUAUGACCAGUGGAUUGAAGGCACAAGUUGGGACUCUUGUCCAGAUAAAAGCUGGUGUUGAGUAGUUUUCUGACGAGACGUAGAAACAGUAGUACAUUCAUUUUUGUCUGUAGAAAUUACAGAUAUGUACAAACCUGGAGUUUACUCGGCGGAUGGUAUGAUUACUACCUUUGAUAUUUCAACAAUUACGCGUCUACCACCGUGUUGAAAUACUGUAUAAAAGAAAUUCUCGAAACUUCUGAUGAUAUUAAGCGUCAGAAAUAUCAAUUAUUAUUUAUUUUUGUGCAACAAUGCAUGUCACAUAUGCGCAUAUAU
Molecule: messenger RNA, 1496 nt
Organism: Marchantia polymorpha subsp. ruderalis
Lineage: Eukaryota; Viridiplantae; Streptophyta; Marchantiopsida; Marchantiales; Marchantiaceae
Source: the annotation of a GenBank genome assembly